This is a messenger RNA of Peronospora farinosa, 294 nucleotides long. The record is from the annotation of a GenBank genome assembly. Lineage: Eukaryota; Oomycota; Peronosporomycetes; Peronosporales; Peronosporaceae.
AUGUUUUGGCGAAGGAGAGAUGACAAAAUUGUAUCGCUGCUAUUGGAUGGAUGGUUUCGAGAGUCAUCUCCGCUGUCAAAAAAGAAGAGUAUCAUGGUAGUCUCGCCGGGUAUUGGCAAGUCGACGCUGUUGUGCGUGAUGGCUUUCCUUCUCGUUUUCAAGCACAAAAAGAUGUGCUGGGUCGUGCAGUUUACAGUGGAGGAAUGCGAAGACCGGACUGCGAUUAACAUAUAUAAAGAGCUUGUCCGUCAACAAGGCAAAUUGAACGUAUGGCUGUUGCUGGAUGGAUUGUAG